CCAUUCACUUUUCCCUAUACAAAACAGGAUAUGAGAAAUGAAACCAUGAAAAUGGGUUCAAUCUCAAACCAUAAUCUCAAAAUCACCACCUUACUUCUUGUUCCGCAACAUCCUAAAUCAUGGUCACAAAACAGCAACAACUUCUUUCCUCAAUUCCUCAAUUUCUCCAAAUUCCCAUUUUGUAGUUGUAAUUCAUUUAAAACAACCAAAAACUGUAUCAGUGUAACUGCAAAAAAGAAAAACCCAUCUUCUGAAUCCACUCUUACCCCUUCCAUUGUUGAUGAAAUCUCACAAGAUGAUGAUGAUGAUGAUGAUGCUGAGAAUUUCCAAGAUUUUUUUGAUGAUGAUGAGGGAUUUGAUGAGGAUGAUGACUUCGAAGAUGAUUACUUGGAAGAAGAGGUGGAACCUAGGUCUGGGGAUGGGGGUGGAGGAGGAGGGAUUUCUUUGGCGGGCACAACGUGGGAUAAAGAAGCGUUCACAAUAGCAGAGGAAGUUAUUCUUUCUUUUGAUGGAGAGUUGGGAAUUUAUGCUUUCAAGACGUUACAGAAUUCUACCAUUCGAGUGCGCAUAGAGAGGCUUUCAAACAAGUCGGGCUCUCCCACUAUGGAGGAUAUUGAAGCUUUCUCAAAAGCAUACAGGGAGCGGCUAAAUGAGGCUGAGGCUUCUGGAUCAAUACCUGUUGAUAUAUCACUCGAGGUUUCUUCACCUGGACUUGAGAGAGUCGUUAGGAUUCCACAAGAUCUUGAAAGAUUCAAAGAUCGCUUCAUGUAUGUAAAAUACAUGACACAAGUUGACGAUGAUGUCACAUCGUCUUGUGAGCGUGAUGGUAUUUUUAGACUCGAAUCUUUUAACUUAGAAACAAAAUGUUGUACUUGGGCGUUAGCAGAUGUUAGAGUUAAUCGAGAGAAGGCAGGGAAAGGAAGACCCCUCAACAAAAAGCAAAGGGAGUGGCGACUUGACACUCCCUUUGACUCUUUGCAUUUAGUUAGAAUCUAUGCUGAUUUCGGCUAGACUCUGAAAUUUUUAUGAUUUUUUUGUUUUCUUACAUUUUAAGGAUGUUAUAAGUUCCAUAAAUACCGACAAUCAUUUAAUCUUAUGAUAUAUAGUUAGAAUAUCAUAGAAGACUAUGAGUGAAAUUAUGUUUUCCUAUGAAAAUGCAUUGCUUAUUUGAA
Messenger RNA from Erigeron canadensis, 1172 nucleotides. RefSeq lists its product as uncharacterized. The transcript has 5 exons. The coding region runs from base 31 to 1011 and encodes 326 amino acids. The record is from RefSeq and is a predicted model, not a curated record. Gene Ontology annotation, biological process: ribosomal small subunit biogenesis. Lineage: Eukaryota; Viridiplantae; Streptophyta; Magnoliopsida; Asterales; Asteraceae.